This is a messenger RNA of Brassica oleracea var. oleracea, 1887 nucleotides long. RefSeq lists its product as uncharacterized. The transcript has 5 exons. Lineage: Eukaryota; Viridiplantae; Streptophyta; Magnoliopsida; Brassicales; Brassicaceae. Bases 1 to 1887 code for a protein of 628 amino acids. The record is from RefSeq and is a predicted model, not a curated record.
AUGCCUUCAACCUCCAAGAGCCCAAUGGGAUCUCUACCAGGAAAAUCAGAGCAGAAUCCCAAAGAGUAUUGCAAUGUUAUCCUCUCUACUACUUCUGAGAUUGAGUUGAGUGAUCAUGAGAAAGAGAAAGAUCAGAUUGAAAGGCUCAUGUAUGGAACAGAAGUUGUUUCCAAGGCUGAAGCACAGAUUGUGGAGAAGGUUGAGGGAAAGGUUUUGCAACUAGUUAGACACAAGGCUGAGAAACUGGUUAUUGGGAAAGUUGUCACGCAAUUGAAGGAGGUUCAGCUAGAAGAAGCUCAUGUGGUUGAGCAAUCACCUUAUGACAAGUUCCCAUUUCCACAAAGGUUCCUCACUAAAGCACAAAAGAAGGUGAUCUCCAAGUUCAGAAAAGACAUGGGAGAUGUAGGAGUCAAUUUUCCACAGAUAUCAAAUAUGCAUGAUGCUCAUGUCCAAAUGAUGCUCAUCAAGGACAUUCUAGCUCACAAAGAAGAAGUAGGAGAGCUCUUAAACAUCUCUACUAUGCAGCUUGAUCCACCAGUCACACCAAAGUCUAUUCCAAAACUAGAAACCCAAGGGAAGUUCACCUUGUCUUGCUCCCUUGUCAAAUCUCCAAUGAUGAAUGUUGAGUACUGUGGAACCAUCACUUGUGGAAAAGAAGGUCUUGAUGGAGAGUUUUCUAGAAAGAUGUGUGAAGAGCACUUGGAAAGUGCUACAAAGGAGGAGGUGAGUAGAGCCACAAAGACUGCUCAUGGCAAGAAGAAGAUGAUGAAAGAACCUCACCCUCCACCUUUUGAUAAGAUGCCACACACUCUCACUCUUCACUCAAUGAAGUUCAAGGAUGGAGCUAUUGAGUACAAGAUCAAAUGCAAGGGGAAGUCUACACCAUUCUCAAAGAACAAGGUUUUAAUUAAACUUGGUCUAUUGGUUGUGCGAGGGUUGAGGAUGUGCUUGGAAGAAAGGUAUCUGAAGAAUCACAUCAAAGCUUAUGUCUUUCAUUUCACAGUUGAGAAGAGUCAACAACCAAUCACUCAAAACCCUUAUCAGCCUGUCCCUCGUGAGCCAACUGUUGAAGUCUCUGCGUUGGAUGCCUCUAUGUUCGGUUCACAAUGGGCCGAAGAUGGCAACGAAGAUGCAGAGAUCUUGUCUGACCGUAAAGAGAGAAGAAAAUGGUCACCAACAGAAGAUGGGGUGCUGAUAAGUGCUUGGCUGAACACCUCGAAAAACCCAAUGGUUGGAAAUGAGCAGAAAGCAGUUGCGUUUUGGAAACGCAUUGCUGCUUAUUUUGCUGUGAGUCUAAAGCUGGAUGGCGCGCAAAAGAGGAAGCUAACACACUGUAAAGCGAGAUGGAUUAAGAUUAAUGAGGGCGUGUGUAAGUUUGUUAGGUGUUAUGAAGCGGCAACGAAGCAGAGAUCGAGUGGACAGAACGAGGAUGACGUUUUGAAGUUGGCUCACAUGAUUUUCUUCAAUGAUCACAAGGCCAAGUUCACACUAGAGCAUGCCUGGUUAGAGCUACGCUAUGAUCAGAAAUGGAUUGCAUCGUCUGCUACCAAGGAUAAAGUUCAGUCAAAAAGAAGGAAGUUGGAUGACCAGUCAUCAACCUCAGUGCCUGUAAGCCACGGAGAGGAUGAAGCAAUGGCUCGGCCAGAAGGUGUUAAAGCAGCAAAGUCAAAAGGAAAGAAGCCAGAGAGGAAGCAAGCGACUUUGGAAGUGGAAGAGAAGGAGAAGAUGGAGUUUCAACGCUUUUGGGAGAUUAGGCAGAAAGAUUUUGCUUUGAAGGCAACUCUUAACAAACAAAAAUUGCUUGAGAGCCUAGUUGUCAAGUCUGAGCCAUUAAGUGAACUCGAAAUGCAAUUAAAAAAUAAGCUUAUUACUGAUCUGUUAGCUUGA